Molecule: messenger RNA, 1446 nt
Organism: Hydra vulgaris (swiftwater hydra)
Lineage: Eukaryota; Metazoa; Cnidaria; Hydrozoa; Anthoathecata; Hydridae
Product: 26S proteasome regulatory subunit 6A-B
Biological process (GO): proteasome-mediated ubiquitin-dependent protein catabolic process
Cellular component (GO): proteasome regulatory particle, base subcomplex
Molecular function (GO): ATP hydrolysis activity; ATP binding; proteasome-activating activity
Source: RefSeq, a predicted model, not a curated record
UGCAUAAUCAUCUUCACCAAUUUAAGCGUAUAUGAAAGAAAAUUGUAUAGACAUUUUUCUUAGAUAAUAUAAAAAUACAAAAUGACUACGCUUGAAGACAAAGAAAUCUGGAAGGAUGCAGAAGAAGGAUUAGGUGCUGAAGUUUUAAGAAUGGGAAAUGAUGAACUAAUUAGUAGAACAAGAUUAUUAGACAAUGAAAUUAAAAUUAUGAAAAGCGAAAUCUUACGUGUAUCACAUGAACAACAUGCUAUGAAAGAAAAAAUUAAAGAAAAUGUUGAGAAAAUAAAAGUUAAUAAAACUCUUCCUUAUUUAGUAUCAAAUGUAGUUGAGAUUCUUGAUGUUGAUCCUCAAGACCAGGAAGAGAUUGAUGGAGCAAAUGUUGAUUUAGAUUCUCAGAGAAAAGGAAAAUGUGCAGUUGUAAAAACUUCAACUCGUCAAACAUACUUCCUACCUGUAAUUGGUCUUGUAGAACCUGAAAAUCUUAAACCAGGAGAUUUAGUAGGAGUAAACAAAGAUUCUUAUCUUAUUCUUGAAACGUUACCAUCAGAAUAUGAUGCCAGGGUCAAAGCUAUGGAGGUUGAUGAGCGUCCUACUGAACAGUAUAGUGAUAUUGGUGGUCUUGACGCACAAAUUCAAGAACUCAUAGAGGCUAUAGUACUCCCAAUGACUCACAAAGAGCGUUUUGAAAGGUUAGGUGUAUCACCACCCAAAGGUGUUUUGUUAUAUGGCCCUCCUGGCACUGGGAAAACACUACUUGCUCGUGCAUGUGCAGCUCAGACCAAAUCAACCUUUUUAAAACUUGCAGGACCACAGCUAGUCCAAAUGUUUAUCGGUGAUGGUGCUAAACUUGUGCGAGAUGCAUUUGCACUUGCAAAAGAGAAACUCCCUGCUAUUAUAUUUAUCGAUGAACUUGAUGCUAUUGGUACAAAGCGCUUUGAUAGUGAGAAAGCAGGUGACAGAGAAGUACAACGAACUAUGUUAGAACUGCUAAAUCAGUUAGAUGGAUUCAGCUCAACUUCACAAAUAAAGGUAAUAGCAGCAACCAAUCGAGUUGAUAUUUUGGAUCCUGCUUUGUUACGCUCUGGUCGUCUAGAUAGAAAAAUAGAGUUUCCUAAUCCGACAGAAGAAGCUCGUGCUAGAAUACUUCAAAUUCACUCUCGCAAAAUGAACGUUAGUCCUGAGGUUAAUUUUGAAGAAUUGGCACGCUGUACAGACGAUUUUAACGGAGCCCAAUUAAAAGCAGUUUGUGUUGAAGCUGGUAUGAUAGGGCUGCGACGAGAAGCCACAGAGCUUAGUCAUGAAGAUUUUAUGGAUGGUAUACUUGAGGUCCAAGCCAAGAAAAAGUCAAAUUUGGUUUAUUACGCUUAAUUUAAUCAUCAACGUAAUUAUUUAUUAUCAAACGUUUAUUAUUACUUUUGUUAAGUAAAUGCUAAAGGUUUAUGAAAA